This is a messenger RNA of Saprolegnia parasitica CBS 223.65, 1362 nucleotides long. RefSeq lists its product as hypothetical. The record is from RefSeq and is a predicted model, not a curated record. The coding region runs from base 140 to 1300 and encodes 386 amino acids. NCBI's taxonomy places the organism in Eukaryota, Oomycota, Saprolegniomycetes, Saprolegniales, Saprolegniaceae. The transcript has a single exon.
CCGCCUUUCCUAUACUUGGUAUUUGUAAAGUGUAUACAAACCGCAAGGUCUACGUACCACGGGCAAGCCACCGACGCUUCAGAUUGACUUUCCUCGACUCGACCUCUCUACUACCGAUACCAACAUCAACGCCAUCAUCAUGCAAGUGCCACCGUCUCUCGCGUCGCUCAUCCGCGACAAGGACGUUCUCGUGCUGAACGCUGGCAAGACCGCCCUCAUGCAGCCGCUGCUUGACCCGGCGCGCAGCAUCCGUGUCGUCGAUAGCCGCGGGCUCACGUGGCAUGCGGUCAAGCCAGCCCAGUUUGUGCGUGGCAACCCGCUCGCGGUUGCACUCGACCAGCCCGUCGACCUCGUGUGGAGCAACAUGGACUGGAGCAGCGCAGCCGACGACGACGUCUUGACGUUUCUCGAGUACGUCUCGAAGCUCGCACUCCACGUCGUCCAUGCCUACGACCCCAGCAUCGACGCGCCUGCGAUCGCCUUUCUGAGUAAGCAGCUUGGCAUCGCCCCAUUGACGCUGCACCCAACUCUCGCAGUCCUCGUGCCCGGAGCGCCCGCACCCGACAGCAACGUCGUGGCCGUCUGGUCGGACCGCAAGAUGCCGCUCAUUUGGCGCGACUCGGUCUACGCCAACAAGUGCGCGAUCAUGGCCGAGCUCUACGAGGCCCAGAAGACGUACAUCCAAAGCCUCUUGCCGUCGCAUAGCUCGUACGUCGAGGUCGGCUGCGGCACGUCCGAGAUGGGCUCGGUGCUCUUUGAGAAGCACGCAACGUACACGGUCGGCGUCGAGAUCAACCCGAUCAUGCUCGAGCUCGCGCGCGAAAUGCAUCCGGCGAUGGCGGCGCACCCGCGCAACUACCUCCUCGAAGGCAAUGCGCUCGAGCUCCGAUCGCUGCUGCGAGAUACGAUGCCAGCCGACUUUUGGACGACCAAGCGUGUCGUCGCGAUCGUCAUGAACACGUUUGGCAUCCUGCCGGCGCACAUCCGCCAAGGCGUCGUUGACCAGAUGCUCGAGGUGGCGGGCGAGGACGGCGUCGUCGUCAUUGGCUGCUGGCACGCCGACAGCUUCCGCCGCGGCGUCGAAGAGUACUACAUGAAGAACCCAGACCUUGUCGGCGAUCACGUGACGCACGCCAUGUGCGACUACACGAAGGCCCAGCUCUUUGUACCGUCGUCCAAGUACGAGUCGCACUGGUGGUCUGAGGACGAGCUCCGCGGCUUUGUACGCCACGCAAUUGGUGUCCACGUCGACGUCCACGUCGCCGGCAUUGGCAUCUUCCUCACGUGCCGCCGCCAGUAAGCACCUUUUUAUCUAUAGUAACAAAUGCAAUGCACGCACCACGACUCUCUUUUUGAACCGGC